Messenger RNA from Owenia fusiformis, 1711 nucleotides. The record is from the annotation of a GenBank genome assembly. NCBI's taxonomy places the organism in Eukaryota, Metazoa, Annelida, Polychaeta, Sabellida, Oweniidae.
GAGCAAUCUACAGCACAUGAACUACUAUAAACAGCAAACAACAAGCAAACAAUUACUAACUUUAUAACAAUAACUUUAGAAAUAUAAAAUCUUAUUGUUCAGAAUGGAUUAUUAUGGAACAGAACAACUCUUGGAUAUAUCUUCUUAUAGCUAUGGCGACAGCUGCCUCAUGAAAUAUGUAACAUCAAGCAACGAGCCUAGCAACCAGCAGCUUGGCAGCAACGACAGCAGUAAAAUGGACAAUACGAUAAAGGAAUCAAUCAAGGAUUGUAUUGAUUUGGACUUUCUGUAUCCACUGCCUGAUAUGAAAGUGUCUGACAUUGCUGCAGUGUUAUUGGAUGAGGAGAUUGGUAACAGGGAUACCACACCUCUCGUACAUACAACUCCAGUUCCAUCACCUGAGGCAAUUUCUCCUGCCACAUAUUCAGAUGACACUCAUCACUGUGAAUAUGUCAUGGAUAUCACACCAACUGUGGACUAUUAUAACCUCACACCAAGUUUGGAUACAGCUAUACAGGAUAUCACCCCCACCAUCCAGUCUAACAUGAAUGAAACUCUGUAUCAGCAAAUGGUAGAUGACAUCAACAGUACAUGUACUAGCGAUGUAAUCCACACGGAGCCACAUCAGUGUGACAACAUAUCCAACUCUCAGUGCUCUGCUGACAACACACUCCAGGAUGUCAACCCAACUAUCUUUUCCACUGUGAAUGACUCCAUCCUCAGAGACAUGGUGAAUGAUCUCAAAGGUGACUCUAUUAGCACCACAUCAAGCUUCAACUCACCACUCCCAGAGAAACCGAAACGUAAACAACGCAGCAAUAUCUCCAACAGGAAGACUACACUUCAUUGUGAUUUCUGCGGAAAGAGAUUCACGAAUAGUGCCAACCUCAAAAACCACAUCAGGGUCCACUCUGGUGAGCGACCAUACUCCUGCAACAUCUGCCAGAAGACAUUCGCCCAGAGUGCCACCCUCAAGACACACGCCAGGACACACACAGGGGAGAAGCCAUUCAGCUGCGAGUUCUGUCGUCGUGGCUUCAGUGACUACUCCACCUACUCCAAGCAUGUCAGGACCCACACUGGUGACAAGCCCUACAAGUGUGACACCUGCCCUGCUGCUUUCACCCAGUCUGGGAACCUGAACCGACAUCAGAAGAUUCACUUGAAGGGAAACACCAGGAAGUCCAAGUUCAUGUAAUAAUCAACAUACCAUAUAGAAUGGUCCCUCUCAAACCAUGGGCUUUCAAGAGAUGCUCAAACCCAGGACAUUUUAAACUGUCUUUACAAUGCCAAAUUAUUGCAGUUGCCAGAUGUUAGAAAUUAUGUAAAUUAUUUUUAUACAAUUUAUGCAUUUUAUUUCUGUCUGCUAUAUGUUACACAGUGUAUGUUUGAAAUAAAUUAUUAUAUAACUUAUAGAUCAUAUCUUUGUUCAUGUUUCUCCAUUUUUGCUAUUGAAAAUAAUGGAGUAGUGGUGAGGUGCAGAAUAACAAGAUCUAAUUUAUACUAAAAUGAAUCUUUUUUUCAAUAACGCAGAUGCGAGUAGGUAGUUACCAGUUUCGCCACCAGGUGGCUCGUUCGGGUCAGAUAACAUGGCGGGUAUAGUAGAAAGUUCCCUUUAACUUAAAUUACAUCUGUUUUAGUGGUUCAAUUUUUAUAUAACCCUUUUGUAUCUAAUAGUUAUGCAAAUUAAAAUAUGUCCAGUAAAAGAAAA